AUGAAAGUUGUGGUGUUGGUGUCCGUAUUGUUUGCGCGGUUGAUGCUGCUAUGCUUCGCGACGAAAUUCGAUCCUCAUUUCUUCCGCGCGACAGCUCGAGUUGGUUUGAGUGAAGUCGCUGAAGCUGAAACAGGAAACGAUUUGGUCACUCCGAUUAUCUGCUCGAGUACUGCGGCGACAGCGUUCUUAGGUUUCGAGUGCACUACGAGUUCAAGUUCAAGUUCUAGCUCGAAGGCUGCAGCAACGGUGUCUCACACCGCGACGUAUAACUUGCACGCAUUGGCUAUUGGAGACUGGGGCGUGGAUCUUGGUCUCGGUUCGUGCUGCAAUGUCUACCGUAAGACGGGCACCGGGAACAAGGAGUACUACAAGGACCAACAGGCACAGACGAAUGUCGCUCAUCUACUAACACUGUCGACUAAGAAGCUGCAGCCUAAAGCAAUUCUCGGACACGGGGACAACUUCUAUUGGAAUGGAUUGGGAUCCGAUGAUGUAAACUACCGCUUCCUCAACUCAUUCGAGACCAUGUACUCGGACCCUGCGCUGCUGAACAUCAAGUGGUUCAAUGUAGCCGGUAACCACGAUAUCGGCGGAUCCAUGUUCAUUUGUGGUAAACGAGACAACCAGUUUGUCGAGUGCUCCGGUAAGACCGAUUUACUCAAGCAACUGGACGAGAAGUUCACGAGGCAGAGCAAAUACGUGAGUCCGAACAACGACCGCUGGCAAAUGCCCGAUCGUUACUAUGUUGAGACUCUGGAAGAUCCAGACUCUGGAGUUACAGUCGACGUCUUUAACAUCGACACGAACGCUGCGGCUGUUCACGGUGCCCAGCAAACCUGUUGUCAGUGCUACGGCUACAAAAUGAAGUACGGAGGCAGUCAGAGCUGCUCGAAUGUGGCUCGUGGUGACGAUUUGUGCGCCGGAGGAGACACGGACAUGUUCGAUGCCUGCAUGGCACAGAUUGCAGCGUGGCAAGCUGAUUCCCUGAAACAACUAGCACGAGACGCUGCUACCUCCACCGCGACAUGGAAAGUGGUGAACACGCACUACUCGCCUCACUUCCACAUGGACCCGACAAUGAUGGCAGAAGUGAACAGCAUUCUGAAGAAAGGUGGCAUUCAUCUCUACAUGAAUGGCCACACCCACGCCGAAAGUCACGAGUUCGGGUCUUUUAAUACGCAUUUCGUGACGAACGGAGCUGGUGGCGGCAUCCAGAGCGAAAGUAUCGGUGAACCACCUCCAUACGCUACCGAGAUCAAACCGAUCUGGCGUGGCGAGAAUGCCCCCUACGGCAUUUUCGAGCUUUCGUUCGCAGCAGAACAGAUGAAGUUGCAAUUCGUGACUUUUGACGAUGACUGGGUCUUUGCUGCGAACAAAGCCAACACAGUCAAGGGUGGGGCCAAAUUGGGUCACUGCUGGCUCAUUCCGAAGGACGGAUCGUUGGGUGAAGCGUGCUAG
Messenger RNA from Phytophthora nicotianae INRA-310, 1458 nucleotides. RefSeq lists its product as hypothetical. Gene Ontology annotation, molecular function: acid phosphatase activity; ferrous iron binding; ferric iron binding. The record is from RefSeq and is a predicted model, not a curated record. The coding region runs from base 1 to 1458 and encodes 485 amino acids. Lineage: Eukaryota; Oomycota; Peronosporomycetes; Peronosporales; Peronosporaceae. The transcript has 2 exons.